AUGAUUAGUGUUACCUGGAGCAUCUUCCUAGUUUGGACUAAAAUAGGGCUGUUACUUGAAAUGGCACCUUAUUCUGUUAGUGCCAAACCAUGCCCUUCAGUAUGUCGCUGUGAUGUGGGUUUCAUAUAUUGUAAUGAUCGCGAUUUGACGUCUAUUCCUACAGGAAUCCCAGAGGAUGCAACUACCCUCUUUCUUCAGAACAAUCAAAUAAAUAAUGCUGGGAUUCCUUCAGAACUGAAGAACUUGCUUAGGGUGGAAAGAAUAUAUUUAUACCGCAACAGCCUAGAUGAAUUCCCCACUAACCUCCCUAAGUACAUUAAGGAACUACAUUUGCAGGAGAACAAUAUAAGGACCAUUACUUACGAUUCACUUUCAAAAAUUCCUUAUCUGGAAGAACUGCAUUUAGAUGAUAAUUCUGUUUCCGCCGUUAGCAUUGAGGAUGGAGCUUUCCGGGACAACAUCUAUCUCAGACUUCUUUUUCUCUCUCGAAAUCACCUUAGCACCAUUCCCUGGGGUUUGCCUAAAACCAUAGAAGAGCUACGCUUGGAUGAUAAUCGCAUUUCCUCAAUUUCUGAGCUGGCCCUUCAAGACCUUACAAAUCUAAAACGCCUUGUUUUAGAUGGAAAUCUUCUAAAUAAUCAUGGAUUAGGAGACAAAGUCUUCAUGAAUCUAGUCAAUCUUACAGAAUUGUCAUUGGUCCGCAAUUCACUCACAGCUGCACCGGUGAAUCUGCCGGGAACAAACCUAAGAAAGCUUUACCUCCAAGAAAACCACAUCAACCGUGUGCCAUCCAAUGCUUUCUCUUAUUUACGACAGUUGUAUCGACUAGAUAUGUCCAAUAACAAUCUCAGCAAUUUACCUCAGGGUGUCUUUGAUGAUCUGGAUAACAUCACUCAACUUUUUCUUCGCAACAAUCCUUGGCACUGUGGGUGCAAAAUGAAAUGGGUACGUGACUGGUUACAGUCCUUGCCUUUAAAAGUGAACGUACGUGGACUGAUGUGUCAGGCACCGGAAAAAGUACGUGGGAUGGCUAUCAAAGACCUCAGCGUAGAACUGUUUGACUGUAAGGACGAUAGCAUGAUAAGCACCAUCCAAAUCACUACUGCAGUACCAAACACGUUAUACCCGGCCCAGGGACACUGGCCCAUUUCUGUGACCAGACAACCAGACAUCAAGACUCCCAACCUAAAUAAAAACUACAGAACCACAGCAAGCCCAGUACACAAAAUCAUCACAAUAUUUGUGAAAUCUGUAAGCACGGAGACUAUUCACAUCUCCUGGAAAGUUGCACUACCCAUGACUGCUUUGAGACUGAGCUGGCUCAAGAUGGGUCACAGCCCUGCCUUUGGAUCUAUAACUGAAACAAUAGUUACAGGUGACAGAAGCGACUAUUUGCUCACAGCUCUUGAACCAGAGUCACCAUACCGUGUGUGCAUGGUUCCCAUGGAAACCAGCAACAUCUAUCUCUCUGAUGAAACACCCGAAUGCAUUGAGACCGAAACGGCGCCUCUUAAGAUGUACAACCCUACUACCACCCUCAACCGGGAGCAGGAGAAAGAACCUUACAAAAACUCCAGCUUGCCCUUGGCCGCCAUCAUUGGCGGCGCGGUGGCACUGGUGGCCAUAGGGCUGCUGGCCCUGGUCUGCUGGUACGUCCACAGAAACGGGUCCCUGUUCUCCCGGAACUGCACCUAUAGCAAGGGACGCCGGAGAAAAGAUGACUAUGCUGAAGCGGGAACCAAGAAGGAUAACUCCAUCCUGGAAAUCAGGGAGACUUCUUUCCAAAUGAUACCAAUAACCAGUGACCAAGUGUCCAAGGAGGAAUUUGUAAUACACACCAUUUUCCCACCCAAUGGCAUGAAUCUGUACAAGAACAGCCACAGUGAAAGCAGUAGUAACAGGAGCUACAGAGACAGUGGUAUUCCAGAUUCAGAUCAUUCACACUCAUGA
This is a messenger RNA of Cinclus cinclus, 1950 nucleotides long. It is a transcript of the gene FLRT3, whose product is annotated as fibronectin leucine rich transmembrane protein 3. The record is from RefSeq and is a predicted model, not a curated record. NCBI's taxonomy places the organism in Eukaryota, Metazoa, Chordata, Aves, Passeriformes, Cinclidae. The transcript has a single exon. Bases 1 to 1950 code for a protein of 649 amino acids. Gene Ontology annotation, molecular function: protein binding.